GGAUAUUUAAAGCAUGUCUAUCAAGUGUUUGAGAAGAUGGGCUUUAAAUUCGGGGACAAAAAUUCUGAUUGGCUCGUUAUGUGGAGUCAUGACUACCCAUUUGUGACCUAUAAAUCGGUCAUGCAAAACCUGAAGCCGUACCAGAAAAUUAAUCAUUUCCCAGGCUCUGGAUAUAUUACAAAUAAAGUUUAUCUAGCUCAGACAAAUAUGCAUUUUAUCCCCUUAGCAUUUGCAUUGCCAGCUCAGAAAAGUUCUUUUGUUAACUUUGCCAGCAGCAAUACGAACACAAGCUGGGUUCAGAAGAGCAAUAAUCAUAGAGGUAUUCAAGUCAAGAAGUUUGGGGAUGUUGAUUUAACGAAGGGAGAUACUUUUGUUCAGCAGUUUAUAGGCAACCCUUUCCUCAUUGAUGGCAGAAUGUUUGAUAUUGGAGUUUAUAUGGUCAUUGCAUCCAUUGAUCCACUCAGAGCUUAUGUCAUUGAUGGAGAAACUCUGUUCAGAUUCUGCCCACAGGAGUAUUACCCUUUUGAUAGCAAUAACUUGGACAAAUAUGUGAUUGGAGAUGACUACCUUCCAAUGUGGAAAUUACCUUCUCUUGAGAAAUACAUUUUAACUCAUGGGUUCUCGUUCAAGAAUUCAUUUAAUAACUUCUUGAUUACCAUGGGACAUGAACCAAAAGCCCUCUGGGAUAAAAUUUAUUUUGCUAUCAGAGAGGUUUUGCUGCAGAAAGAAUCUGAACUUGUCAGUUCUCUUCAAAAAUACCAGUCAAAGAGAAACUUUUUUGAGAUGAUGCGAUUUGACUUUUUAGUUGACGACCAUAUGCAAGUAUUCUUAAUGGAGGCAAACAUGUCACCAAACUUGUCCUCAGAUCAUUUCCCUGAUAAUGCUCGCCUCUAUGAACAUGUUAUUUUCAACUACCUAGGUCUUGUAGGCGUUGGACAUCUUACAUCCUCUUCUAACAAGACAAGUUUUUCACAUGAUGACCCCAUGUAUGUUUCUUCUCAGGAUAUUCAUGUGUUUCCCGAAUACUGCUUAGGAAAAGCUUGCACUGCCAACUGUCACCCUUUAGUGUGCAAGCUCUGUAAACAAUGUUUGACAUCUGAUUUAAGUAAUGCUAUUAAGACAGCAUAUCUUGAACAUAAUCGCAGAGGCUCUGCUCGGAGAAUUUUUCCACCACCUAUAUCGCCUUCUGAUGCUCUCAAGUGGACACCAAAAUCUGAUUUAAUACCCAUGGACAAACUGAACUGGAAGAACAAAGUGAUGUACAUUUGGUUUAUUGGUAAAUGUAAGCAAGAUAUAACCUGGUGUAGCUAG
Lymnaea stagnalis (great pond snail) is the source of this 1311-nucleotide messenger RNA. Lineage: Eukaryota; Metazoa; Mollusca; Gastropoda; Lymnaeidae. The record is from the annotation of a GenBank genome assembly.